AGAUGGGUCUUCAUUUACUUGCGGUGCAUUUUUUAAAAUAGAAAAUUAGAUUUUUUUUUUAAACAGACAUUUUAACAGUUUCCAAAUGUUCGGAAAUGAAACUUAAAUGGCAUGACUAUUUUGUUUUAACUAGUCAUAUUGCAUUUGAUAUUCACACCUUGAAUGCAAGCGCAAGGGUCCGGCGGGAUAACUCUCCAGAUGUGAGAUUUCGAGGGGUGGGAGUGGCAGUGUUGUCCGCCCUACGAGCGCCAUCUGUACGGUCAUCAGUCAAGAAACUGCCACAGCAAACAGCGAAACAUGAAGAUGGACAGUGUCAGCCGUUGCUACAAUUUGAUUUGGCUCAGAAUGCUUUUGAUGUGCGUUAUCUUCUGUGUAGUGAGAGCUCAAGAACGAAAAUGUCAAUGCCAAAAAGUAAAAGGUUGCAACUGGACACCCAGGAAAGAAGCCAUACUUAGAAAAAGAGCAAUUGCGAAAGAAAAUGUAGCAGUUGGCAAACCGGCGAAAAUAACUUCAACUCACAAAGACCCUGCAUCUGGGCCAGCUUGUCUUGCUGUUGAUGGAUCAAGGGCCACUAAAUAUACUACCGAGAAAGGAAAGCUUAGCUGUGUAUCAAGUGGCAGGGACGACAAAGCUCCUGUUUGGGAGGUCAAUUUAAACGGAACGUACCAGAUUACUCUCGUCAACGUUUACUGGGAUGAAGAGACUAAGGACAAGCACUCAGGCGCCAUCCUGCACGUGGGCGCCAGGCAGUGCAACGUAUUUAAGGAGAUGAAUACAAACCCGUCAGUAUCUUGGUGUAACUUGGUUGGAAAUAUCGUUAAGAUAUCUCUGACUGGCGGCAAAGUUGGAUCUGACAACUUUCUCCGGCUCUGCGAAGUUGAAAUAUGGGUUUGCUAUCCUGGAUUUUUUGGGAAAUACUGUAACGAUUCCUGCAGCAGUAAAUGCGGUGAUAACAUGGCGUGCGAUCUCGUUACUGGAAAAUGUAAAACACCAAUUAUAGAACCACCUGAAGAAUGCACAUUACCACCAAAAGCGCUGCUGAUUGCGGCCCUCUCUAUUCCAAUUGGGUUGAUCAUCUUUAUUAUAUGUCGGCUGGCUGGUUCGUCAAAAGAAGAUACUCCACCAGAAGAAACUGAAGAAGGAGAGAAGGUGGAAGGAGAAGGUGAAGAAGGAGAAAAGGAAGGAGAAGGGAAAGAAGGGGGAGAAGAGGCAGCCUCAGAAGCAGGCCCAGAUAAUGAGUGAGAUUGAACUCGCCUUACAAAAGCGCUUCGUGCUUGCCAUGUGUACAUUGUGUCAACUAUAUAAUAAAAACUGACAGUCUCCAUCAUGUUCUCAUUAUUUAGUUGUACACACAGCUUUCGGAGCUAUUUUGGUUGUCAUUGUAAGUACAUUUUGAUAGACGCUACACACUAUAACAAUAUUUUCAACUUACGUUUUCGGUUGCACACACAAAGGACUGGUGUAUGCUGCUGCUUAUAAGAGACACAUUUGCUUUAGACAAAUGGACUAUUUUAAUAGCUUUAAGCUUCUCCAGGUUAUAUGUAUAUAACAGGAUUAAGCGCAAAAAAAAUUCCAUUUGAAUUCGCCAGUUGCGGUUGCAUUGUGGUAUUCGAAAGUUUUCAUUUUCAAUUAAUGUUGCUUUUAUGUUGAUGAAGUCGUUGCAUCUGAUGAAUAAAAUUAAGAU
Messenger RNA from Pomacea canaliculata, 1684 nucleotides. RefSeq lists its product as uncharacterized. The record is from RefSeq and is a predicted model, not a curated record. The transcript is spliced from 8 exons. NCBI's taxonomy places the organism in Eukaryota, Metazoa, Mollusca, Gastropoda, Architaenioglossa, Ampullariidae. The coding region runs from base 298 to 1242 and encodes 314 amino acids.